This is a messenger RNA of Magnolia sinica, 2261 nucleotides long. RefSeq names its product methyltransferase FGSG_00040. NCBI's taxonomy places the organism in Eukaryota, Viridiplantae, Streptophyta, Magnoliopsida, Magnoliales, Magnoliaceae. The record is from RefSeq and is a predicted model, not a curated record. The transcript has a single exon. Gene Ontology annotation, molecular function: protein binding. Bases 411 to 2021 code for a protein of 536 amino acids.
UCAAUCACUAUUGUUUUCCCAUGUUGUGGUCUACCUGAGAUUUAGAUCUACCUCAUUUUUAGUAUCAAGCCCUAAAAUUAUCUUUCAAAAUGGAUGGAUGGCGUGGAUAAAACACAUACAUCAUGGUGGGCCCACAUAGCACUGACCACUAGCCACCUGGCCGGUGGCAGCGUCACUAGCCAAACCGUGUCCAAUGAAGUCGGACGAGCGUUUCCGAACGAAAGCAUUGGAAACUCAAAAAUCGUAACCGUAAUAAACAACAGCAGUCCGAUGUAGCCGUUGCAGAACGGAAAUCAAAUACAAAAGAGGAUGCUAUUUUAUGCCGGAUUGAAAUAUGACCGUUACCAUCCCUCAAAGUUCAAAAGAAGGAAGAAUAAUUCAUCACUGCAGAAAGAAAGAGAACCACAGCCAUGGAAGGGAUUAAUGAAGAGAUGCAGCAUCUCAGAUUCAAAGCUUCGGAGCUCCUCCUCAGAGAGGAGUGGAACGAUUCCAUCAAUGCCUACUCUCAGUUUAUCUCUCUCUGCCACCAACACCUCUCGGACUCAGACACCCUUAAAGGAGAAUCUGGUGCUGCUGAUCAGACAUCCAAGCUCACGAAGUCUCUCUGCUUAGCCUUCUCCAACCGCGCAGAGGCCCAAUACCGUCUGAGAGAUUUCUCUGGAGCGCUGGUGGAUUGCGAUCGAGCAUUGGAAAUAGACAGUACCCAUUGCAAGUCUCUCAUUUGCAAAGGCAGGAUAUUGCUCGAUCUGGAUCGGUAUUCCAAAUCCUUGGAUUGCUUCAGACGGGCCCUCGAGCUUCAAAUCAGCGGGGGCUGCGAAAACCUUCAUGGGUUCUUAGAUCGAUGCAAGAAACUUGAAUUCCAAUCGAGGACGGGGGCUUUCGAUCUUUCGGAUUGGGUCUUGAAUGGGUUUCACGGGAAAUCUCCAGAACUCGCAGAAUAUGUGGGCCCAGUCCAGAUCAAGAGAUCGGAGAAUUGUGGCCGCGGACUUUUUGCAACGAAGGAUUUGGAAGCUGGAACUCUGUUAAUCAUGACAAAGCCGGUUGCGAUUGGAAGAGCGAUACUACCAGAACCUGGUGAUGAUUCGGGGGAUUGUGCUCGGAUGGUAAUGUGGAAGGACUUCGUCAAUAAAAUCCUUGAUGCUGCCAAGAGGUGCAGGAAAACCCUUCAAUUGAUUUAUGCGUUGUCGACAGGAGAAGAUGAAGAGGGCCUUGAAGUUCCUGAUUUGAAUCUCUUUAGGCCUGAGACAGAGGAGAGCUGCUUUAGUGAGGAGAAGCCUGACAUGGGUAGGAUCUUAAAGAUCCUGGAUGUGAAUUCCCUAACCGAAGAUGGAACUUGUGCGAAAACUCUAGGGAAGAAGAGUGGCUUCUAUGGCGUGGGGCUUUGGAUCUUGGCUUCCUUCGUUAAUCACUCCUGCAAUCCUAAUGCAAGGCGUUUGCACAUCGGAGAUCACAUGGCAAUUCAUGCAUCUAGAGAUGUGAAGGCUGGGGAGGAAAUCACAUUCGCCUAUUUCGACGUGCUUGAACCGUUGAAGAAACGAAGGGAGUUGUCCAAGACAUGGGGGUUCUAUUGUAAGUGCAAGAGGUGUAGGUUUGAGAAGGAGAUUAGUUACAGUGAGGAAUUAAGGGAGAUUGAGAUGGGGCUUGAAAAUGAAUCAGAAAUGGGGGAAAUCGUUGUCAGACUAGAGGAGAGAAUGAGGAGAUGGAUGGUGAAGGGGAAAGAGAAGGGGUUCUUGAGGGCGUCGUUUUGGGAAGCAUUUUCUGGUGUAUUAAAGUCAGAGAGAUUGAUGAGGAGGUGGGGCAGAAGGGUUCCAGCUGCGGAAAUGGUAGCAGAGAGCGUGGCAGAGGCAGUGGGUGGCGAUGAGAGGGUGGUGAAGGUGGUCGUUGACACGUGGAAGAAAGGUGGGGUUGUGGUGGACAUGGAGAGAGCAAUGAGGUUGGGGAGAGGUGUGUAUGGUAAAAUGAUGAGAAAAAAGGCCAUAAGAGCUCUGCUGGAGCUCGGCAUUUGUGAGCAAAGCUAUUAGAAAAUUUCAAUUCAUCUUUUCGAUUGCUUUUUUUUUUUUUUUUCAAGUGUCUUUGGUUUUCCUGACCAGGUUUUGGAAUUGAAUCACCUUCGUCAGAAUGGGAAUGGAAUUGAAGAUGGUUCAAUUCCAUUUGAGAUUUGUACUUACGAGCAAUAUUACAAAUAUUUAUUGUCAUGGCACCAUCUUCAUAGCAAAAUAAUCAGAUAUCAAGAAACUAAUGAUUCAAUUUUUAUUUUUCCA